Verruconis gallopava is the source of this 1637-nucleotide messenger RNA. RefSeq lists its product as uncharacterized. The record is from RefSeq and is a predicted model, not a curated record. The transcript is spliced from 2 exons. The coding region runs from base 75 to 1637 and encodes 520 amino acids. Gene Ontology annotation, biological process: transmembrane transport. Gene Ontology annotation, molecular function: transmembrane transporter activity. NCBI's taxonomy places the organism in Eukaryota, Fungi, Ascomycota, Dothideomycetes, Venturiales, Sympoventuriaceae.
AAAAGAUUGUAAUCAUCUGUCUGAGGAGACAGAUAAACUCAGUCACAUUAAAUUUUUUUUUCUCUUGAGAAAUUAUGCAAGAAGAGGUAAAAGCAAGCGAAUCUCGUCGGCCUUCAUCUGAAGAUGGAUCGAGCAAAGGAGGUGCAGCGGUGGAGGAAAAAAUGACACAGACAGAGCCGGAGAACACUUCGCUGGAUCGAGUAGUCUCAGGACCUCCAUAUUCAAUCUUUAGCAGCAAGACCAAGCUCUUCAUUGUUCUCAUGAUUGCGGGUGCUGCAUUGAUAUCUCCAUUUGCCGCUACGCUAUUCUAUCCCGCCCUGAACGCACUCGCAGCUCAGCUGGACGUCUCGGACUCAUUGAUUACUCUUUCUGUUACGACGUACAUGCUCGCCCAAGCAAUUUCCCCAGCCUUUAUCGCUGGAGUAUCAGACCAAGACGGGCGAAGGUUGUCUUUCAUCAUAUGUUUUGCCAUAUACAUAGUGGCCAAUGUUGGCUUGGCACUCCAGACCAAUUAUGCGGCGCUCCUGGUCCUCCGUUGCGUUCAGGCAGCUGGAAGUAGCCCAACAAUUGCGCUUGCAAUUGCUGUAGUUGCAGACGUCGCAACCUCUGCAGAACGUGGAAAGUUCAUGGGAUACGCGACCGGCGGCAUUCUUGUCGGACCUGCCUUUGGGCCUACAAUCGGUGGCUUACUAGCGGAGUAUCUUGGUUGGAGAGCAAUAUUCUGGUUCUUAGUUAUCUUUGGAGCAAUCUUUGGGCUCAUUUUCGUUAUUUUGGUCCCAGAGACUUGUCGGAAUGUUGUAGGUAACGGGUCUAUCCCAGCCAGAGGCGUUAGCAUGUCUGUUCUUGGAUAUUGGCAACGUCGAAAGCAGGAAAGAAAGCCAGGAAGUCAUUCGCAACAACUGCCGGAGAAGAAAAAUUUUGUGUGGCCAAAUCCAAUUCUUACGCUGAAAAUCCUCAGAGAGAAGGAAAGUGCGAUGCUCUUGGUCUACAAUGGUUUAUUUUUCAAUGGCCAGAUGGCCUUAUCGACCGCCUUACCACACAUGCUGGAGACAUACUACGGCUAUAAUGUACUCAAGAUUGGGCUUUGUUUCCUGCCAUUAGGAUGUGGCAGUCUGCUCUCCGCGAUGGCCAUGGGGCGCGUAGUUGACUGGAGAUUUCGCUGGCACGCUGUAAAACUGGGCAUGGAGCUCAAGAAGGGCCGACAACAAGACCUUACAAAUUUUCCGAUAGAAAGGGCGCGUCUCGAAGUAAUCGUGCCGGCUCAUGUACUUGGAUUGGUCUUCCUUAUUGUGUUUGGGUGGCUAGUUCACUACAGAGUCCACAUUGCCGGCGUCCUGGUUACUCUAUUUUUUAUCGGUUUCGGUAUCUCAACCUCCUUCAACACAUCCAAUACACUCCUCAUUGAUCUGCAUCGGAGCAAGCCCGCAACAGCAACAGCAGCAGUAAAUUUUGUACGUUGCCUAAUAUCGGCUGGAGGCGUAGCUGCGAUCGUUCCCAUGAUCGAGGCUAUGAACCCUGGUUGGUGCUUCACUUUCCUUGGGUUGCUCUAUGUGGCUGUCAUUCCGAUGCUCUGGGCUGUUGGGCGAUACGGUCCAAGAUGGAGAGCAGAGCUUGCUAGGAACGGCUCGAAAGAGUAA